CAGUGACUGCCUGUGCCAGAGCUCGCCUGUGCUGUCAGCUCAAGCCCUCUUAAAACUGUUUUUUUUUUUUUUUUUCUUCCUGUGGAGAUCAGUUAGAGCCAACGACACACAGCUGUCUCUGCUGAACGCAGGAGGAGAAGGAGAGGACGAGCAGAGGGGAAAACAAAAACCCGCCAGCAGCCUCUUAACUUCUGUCUCUGUGCAGUCAUUCUUCAGCAGGGAGUGUUUUCUGCCAUAGUUCAAGACUUUUUUUUUUCUCUUGCGAGUGGGGUUACUGAAAAAGAACAGUGGCUGGAGUUCACAUGACAUAAUCGGAGUGAAUGGGUUGCCAUGGUGACUCACCCAGGAGCCUGACCCGUGCAGAGUGAAUGGAGGGAGCGCCUUGGACGCCAAGUGAACGAUAAACUAAAGUAGGGGAGUCACCAGAGAGAGAGAGAGAGCGAGAGAGUGAGGAGAGCGAAGGAGUGGUGGGAUAACAGAGGGAGCACAGAGGUGCAGAGCAGAGGCUGAGAAUGGAGGACGGGUUUUCCAGCUACAGCAGCCUAUAUGACACCUCAUCACUGCUACAGUUCUGCAACGAUGACAGUGCGUCAGCAGCCAGCAGUAUGGAGGUGACCGACCGCAUCGCCUCCUUGGAGCAGAGGGUCCAGAUGCAGGAGGAUGAGAUUCAGCUGCUCAAGUCUGCUCUAGCUGACGUGGUCCGCAGACUCAACCUGUCUGAGGAGCAGCAGGCCAUGGGGUCACGUAGAGGACCCACCAAAGCCAGGCCAAUGAUUGCCACCCUGCCGUUACGGCCCACAGUAAACAACGGGACCAUCCUACCAAAGAAAGGCAGCGGGACUCUGCCGUCCCCAUCUGGAUCUGGAUCCAGGAAGGACACCAGCACACCAGCCAGCAAGACCACUGUGAGGAGAGCCAAUUCUAAUGAACAAAUGGGGACUCUCACUCGAAAAGAUUCGGGCGACUCCAAGGGUAACCGAACUCGAGCCGGAUCCACCGGCAGCAACUCCAGCGGCAAAAGAAGUGACAGCAAACAGAGGGACCCAGUGUUCAAUGCAGAGGAAGGUUAUGUGAAAAUGUAUUUGAAAGGUCGCCCCGUCACCAUGUACAUGCCCAAAGACCAAGUGGACAGCUACUGCCUGGAGGCUAGAGCAGAGCUACCCAGCAACAAACUCAAGCUGGACUGGGUCUACGGUUAUCGCGGUCGAGACUGUCGCUCCAACCUUUACUUGCUCCCCACUGGAGAAACGGUGUAUUUCAUUGCCUCGCUGGUCGUCCUGUUCAACGUGGACGAGCGGCUGCAGAGACACUACACUGGGCACGAUGACAUCAAAUGCCUGGCUGUCCACCCUGAUAAAAUCACCAUAGCAACUGGGCAGGUGGCGGGCACCUCCUCAGAUGGGAAACAGCUGGCUCCUCACGUUCGUGUGUGGGACUCCGUCAGCCUCAACACCCUCCAUAUUCUGGGCGCUGGUUUCUUUGACAGAGCGCUGGUCUGCCUGGCUUUCUCCAAGUCGAAUGGAGGAAACACGCUUUGUGUUGUAGAUGACUCCAAUGACCAUGUUCUCUCUGUGUGGGACUGGCAGAGAGAGGACAGACUGGCUGAGGUUAAGUGCUCCAACGAGUCGGUGUUUGCUGCGGACUUUCACCCGACAGACAGCAACAUCGUAGUGACGUGUGGCAAGUCCCAUCUCUAUUUCUGGAACCUGGAGAAACACAUGCUGGUCAAGAAGCAGGGACUGUUUGAGAAACAAGAGAAGCCCAAGUUUGUGUUGUGUGUGACCUUCGCAGAAAAUGGAGAUGCUAUUACUGGAGACUCAAGCGGAAACAUCCUGGUGUGGGGAAAAGGCACUAAUCGCAUCAGCCACGUCAUCCAAGGAGCGCACGAAGGCAGCAUCUUUGCUCUGUGCAUGAUGAGGAACGGCACCCUGGUGUCUGGAGGGAAAGACCGCCGGCUCAUUUCCUGGGACGGCAGCUACCAGCAGAUACAAACGGUUGAGGUGCCUGAGUUGUUUGGUCCCAUCAGGACCAUAGCAGAGGGCAGAGGGGAGACUGUGCUCAUCGGGACCACAAAGAACUUUGUUUUGCAAGGCAGUUUGGAUGGAGAGUUCGUGCCCAUUACACAGGGUCACAUUGAUGAGUUGUGGGGUUUAGCCAUACAUCCCUGGAAAACUCAGUUCCUGACCUGUGGGUAUGACAGGCAGGUCUGCCUGUGGGACUCAAGCUCCCAUCAGCUCAUCUGGACCAAGAGCAUGGAAGAUGCUGCCCAGUCAGCAGGCUUCCAUCCUUCUGGAGCCGUGGUUGCAGUAGGAACCCAGACGGGCAGGUGGCUUGUACUGGACACAGACUCCAAGGAUUUAGUCACAGUGCACACAGAUGGGAAUGAACAGCUGUCGGUUAUGCGCUAUGGGCCAGAUGGUAACUUCCUGGCCAUCGGAUCCCACGACAACUACAUCUAUAUCUAUGCUGUGGCAGAAAAUGGGAGGAAGUACAGUCGAGUGGGGAAGUGCUCGGGUCACUCCAGUUUCAUUACUCAUCUGGACUGGUCCGUGGACUCUCAGUACCUGGUAUCAAAUUCAGGCGACUAUGAGAUACUAUACUGGAUCCCAUCAGUGUGUAAACAGGUGGUCAGUGAGACCACCAGAGAUAUUGAGUGGGCCACUAACACCUGCACUCUGGGCUUCCAGGUCUUUGGCCUGUGGCCCGACGGCUCAGACGGCACCGACAUCAACGCCGUGUGCAGAUCCAAUGAUAAGAGCCUCCUGGUUACAGGUGACGACUUUGGGAAGGUCCACCUCUUUUCGUACCCCUGCUCGCAGUUCAGGGCUCCCAGCCAUGUUUACGGUGGCCACAGCAGUCACGUAACCAAUGUAAACUUCCUGUAUGAUGACAGCUAUCUGGUGUCGACUGGUGGGAAGGACAUGAGCGUGAUGCAGUGGAGGAUAGUCUGAGCGAGCAGACAGAAAUGAUACUGUCCAGCUUCUUGCUGCUGUGGCUGAAGCAAACUGCACUAAACUGAACCAAACCAAACGUACAUGAACUCAGAAGCUGAAACAGAAGUGGAUCUGAAUGAACUGAAGUGGUUUGACUGAAGAGAAACUUUGACCUGAGGUUUCCUCCCUAAUCUGCACACAGAUCCUAACUGCGAUGAACUGUCAGGGGUCUGAUGUGCGUCUGCUUGAAAUACAAAAAAAAAAAGUCCUCUUAUUUUCCCUUUUUUUUCUGUCUCUCACACUACACACAAAAAGAAAUCUCCUUCUCACGUACUGUAGCCUUGCACCCAGUGACAUGACACACAGCAAAACAAACAGAUCAACGCGAAACCAAAGGCUCUGACUCGAUGACUGCAUUUUUACAGUUUGGCUUUCACUGUUCUCGUGUAGUGCACACUCCUGCCACAGAUAAUGGACUGAAGAGGUUUGUUUUGCUGCCUUUCAGAGCCCCUCCUGACUGAGCUGGAGAUCCAAGAGCACUGCAACAAAAACUGUGUACAAAAGAAAGUACAGUGUGAUAUUUUUUGUUUCUCUAAUUGUUAAACUUUUAUUUGUAUUUAACACUCAGGAAAGCCCUAGUGAAAAAGACCCUUCCCCUUUUUGUCAGCACUGUCAUAUCAGAAAGAGUCUCUGACGGCCCUAAAAACAUCUCACUAAAAUAUUCAGAGGUCUCAUUAACGGUUAAUAUUAGAUCCAACUGUUGUUCAGCCACUAUUAAUUCCUUUGCAUUGACUAUUAUGUGGGAGCGAGGAGGGUACUGGUGAUUACAGGUGUUUACCCAAUAUUUGAAACUAUGAGAAUAUAAUAAGAAAUUUAUUUGGGAAUUAUUUGAGCAUAUUCCAAAUGUUUAUACUUCCAGCUCUUCCAAGGACCCCUUUUCUAUUAUUUAUUGAUUAAGUGUAAAAUCCUUCACUGCCAGUUUUAUUUCCUUUGGUUGAUUUUUUUUUUUUUUUCCUGCAAUGAAUCUCUGUUCAGAUGGGUAAAUGUGCUAAAAAAAAAAAGCUUGAAACAGAUCUGAGGAAAUUGUGGGUAAAAUCUACACUAUUUGGUUUGCUUGGUUUCUCCUGCUUUUGCCUGGAGUGCGAGGAGAAUCCAAAUCGAGCAUAUACUGAGGUUUUCAGUGAUGUGAAGCCCUUUCAAAUCCACAUUUUAUUGUACCUACAUGAGUUUAUGAAGGGGAGGAAUGAGACCAUUACACUGUAACUGUCUGAUGUGCUUCUCAGCUGUGCACCAUCAGUCACUGGCAAGAUAUUUAACUGAACUGUAACCUCUUGAGGUCUUUUUUUUUCUUUCUAUAAUGCACUGCUUCUAGCCUGAUUAAAAAAUAAUACAGCAGGUCUAUUAAGCUAAUUAACAUUAAGCACUUACUAGAGCUUUUCAUAAACCAACGUUUGCUCUCAGGCUUUUAAGCUGUCUGCCAUCCAGUCAGUGGUACGAUGCGUAGCAUGUCACACUCCUUAUGGUUAACGGAAAAGUCGAACUUACACACAUGCAUGAGUAAACGGGACUUCUUGGGUUUUUUUUUUUUAAAGUGAUCUUGGAUUGGGGUUUAGCUGAUUUUAGUGUGAACAUAGCUGCUGCUGUUAUGAGGCACAAUGAGGUGGUUUUAAAAUCCUGAAGCCCAGCUGAUUGUUUUAUUGAUUUUGUUUUAUCAGGAAAUUUUCAGACACCCUUUAACAACAGUGAUUUUAAGCUGCCACUCUACAGAGUGAAUGUAAUAUUUCUUUGUCUUACCACUCUAGACUUGGGACUUGGGGUCAAAUACCACUGAACAUUUGAAAUCUGUCUGAAAGUAAACGAAACAUGAAAUACCUGUGA
Messenger RNA from Archocentrus centrarchus (flier cichlid), 4811 nucleotides. It is a transcript of the gene eml1, whose product is annotated as EMAP like 1. Gene Ontology annotation, molecular function: microtubule binding. Gene Ontology annotation, cellular component: mitotic spindle. Gene Ontology annotation, biological process: microtubule cytoskeleton organization. Lineage: Eukaryota; Metazoa; Chordata; Actinopteri; Cichliformes; Cichlidae. The record is from RefSeq and is a predicted model, not a curated record.